This is a messenger RNA of Impatiens glandulifera, 1502 nucleotides long. Its product is annotated as ATG8-interacting protein 2-like. Gene Ontology annotation, cellular component: intracellular membrane-bounded organelle. The record is from RefSeq and is a predicted model, not a curated record. The coding region runs from base 405 to 1334 and encodes 309 amino acids. NCBI's taxonomy places the organism in Eukaryota, Viridiplantae, Streptophyta, Magnoliopsida, Ericales, Balsaminaceae. The transcript is spliced from 2 exons.
GUUGAUUGUUGAUCGCCGAUCGCGAAUUAUGUUCUUUUUUAUGUCUCUGUUUUUGUUGAUUGGUUAGGAUUCUGCUUGUAAUUGUUACUCAUCCUUUUGUUGUUGAUUGAAACGUAAACAGAAGUCUAAUCUGAUUAUACUGGUAGCUAGGUCCAAUUUAUUCAUAUUGUAUGAACUUCAAAGAAGUAAGAACUCAGAAUUUAUGUUCUUAGGUCUAUGAUUCACUUUUCUUGGUUGAGUUGAUACAUGUUUUGCAAUUGGUAACUCUUUGAUUGUAUAUCUUACUGUAAUUUGAUUUUGUUGUUUAUUUUGGGACUCAACUCUUUGUUUUGUUUUAUCUUUUGUGUCUUGAAUGAUUUGUCGUUUUAAAUUGAAGAUUCAGACUGUUGCCAAAACACUUUUAGAUGGCAGAUGAUGCAGCAAAAGAGGUGAAUUCAUCUCAUGGUACUGAAUGGGAGGUUGUUUCGUUAACAGCAUCAGCAUAUGCCUCAUCUCCUAGUCCUAAACAAGUGGAAGUAACUGAUGAAGUUGAGGCAGAUCAAGCUGAAACAUCUGAGGCUAUGUUUUUGUCUGGCCACUUUGUCUUUCCACCAAAUCAGCUCGAGAGUUUGCCCGUGGAACUGGGAGAUGUUGAAAUUCAAAAUGAACAGCUGGAGGGUACAGAUAACAUACCUCAGAUGAUUUCAGAUCAAGGGGGUAGAUCAGAUGUGAAGGAUGAGGAUAACUGGAAUCUGAAGGGAUUAGUUGUUUCGGACGAGAUUUAUGGAAUGUCAUUAUCUGAUGCGAAGGUUAACAAAUUAUCUGUCCAUAGUUCUAACUUUGAAGAAGAUGUAACAUUGCAAGGGCUUAAUUUGGUUGACAAAGAGUUGCCUAGCAUUUACAGUUGUAUAGUUUACGAUGAAAAUGAUGAGACUGAAGUGACACCAGAACGAGUAAUUGAUAUGUCUGAAGAAGGCCAAAGUGGAGGUACUCCUCCAUUUCCACAGUCUCUCGAGCAUAUGAAGGAUGAUGAUGACGACACGAAUGGCAAUCCGGAGCUCCCUGGUGAUGAAGCUUGGUGGAAAAGACAAGCCAUCUCCUUUUAUAGCCACGCAAAAGAAGCAAAUGCAUUUUGGUCUGUUUUCCUCGCAGCAACUGUAAUGGGGAUUGUCAUUCUUGGGCAGCAUUGGCAACAUGAAAGGUGGCAGGCUUUGCAACUUAAGUUGAAGUUCAAUAUAAAUGAUGAGAUGGGAAGGAUGCUAGGUCCGAUAUCUCGAUUCAAAGACAUGAUUGUGGGUGGGAACCGACGUGGUUCUUUCAUCAAAGACCGUUCAUCAGUGCAGCGUGAAAUAUGAUGAUGUGGCUGAACAAUAAUGCGUGUUUGUUGGAUCUUGAUAAAAAAAAAAGCUUUGAUUUGUGUUAAUAGUUUGUAAUUUGUGUUGUCGAUGUAACUUUUGUAUGCUAAUGUCCUUUUAUUCUCCGAAAGAUUUCAACAAAUAUAUGUUAUUCUGUUUUUCUCUAAA